Molecule: messenger RNA, 1239 nt
Organism: Botrytis byssoidea
Lineage: Eukaryota; Fungi; Ascomycota; Leotiomycetes; Helotiales; Sclerotiniaceae
Exons: 4
Coding region: 1-1239 (412 amino acids)
Source: RefSeq, a predicted model, not a curated record
AUGAAUACCGAAGUUCCAGCGCCCAGAGACAGCCAAGAUGUUCAGGGUGGAAGAUCUGUUCAACAAGCUGUAGAACUGGUGGGUAAGAUGCUCGAGCAGAUUCAAAUUGAGCUUGAGAAAAUGCUAUCUCAACGUGGUGAAGUUCCACCCGAAGCAGAUGCUCUCGAAAACGAAAAGGAUGAGUCCCAAAAACGAUACAAAGACCUUGAGAGCAAUUACCAGAAGAUAUCAGAAGAACUCAAAGUUUUCGGCCGCCAAGUGAUUACACCCGUGAAAAGCGGCCAAUUCGAAGCAGAAUUGAAACUUGCUCAAGCCAAAACAGACAUCGAAAAAUUGACAGCCGAGAUUGAGAACCUUCAAGCUCAGUGUAAUGACUAUCAAGCACAAGCUCAUCAAUAUCCUCAGAAUGUGCAAAAACUAGAGACCCAACUUGAGGAACUCAAGAAUCAGAAUAUAGAACUGCAAAGAAAAGAGUCGAAAGGGCGGAAAAGGAUCCUGACAUGUGGCGUCGUCUUUGACCUGGAAUUGGUAGAAGAGCUGAAGAUGGAGCUUAAUAGCCAGGAGAAAUCAAGAGACAAAUUCUUGAGAUGUGCUAUCGAUAACAAAUCAGGUUCGCUGGAACGAAUACUACAUCUCGGAAGGGCUAUCUUCCAAUUUAUCAACGACGAGAUAUUGUUUCAGCCAGUAUUUGGUCUUGAUGAUGAAGACGAGGGAGAAAAGAUGGAAGCUGGACUUACAACAUUUGAAAAGAAGAUCCGGGAUGCUUCUGCAGGUGAUGUUUACGAAAGUCUUGACUUCCAUAAUUGGAGGAAAUUAACCUACAGGUGUGGAAAGUGCUUUCGAAAGAGAGAUUCAGAGAGGAGGAUAGCUGCUAUUGCGUCAGCUUUUGAAGACUUCUUAAAGCCUGUGUUGAAAAAACAAGAUACUGAAUCAAGCAAUAUAAUAAUGUUACGGAUUUGCAGAGAGGCCUUCACGCUGAGUCAGACUCUGAGAGCAGAGCCAAUCGACGAUUAUAAGAUAUAUGUUCCAGAACCUGGAGAUGCAAUAGUAUCCCACAAAAAUGAGAAAGAGAACACAAUGGUGAUACACGCUAGUGAAGCAGGAUAUCCUGCAGAUGAGGUUGGUACUGUUGCGUACACUUGUUUUGGCGGAUUGCUUUUCAAGGAUAUGCACAAGCAGGAGUGGUCUCCACUUGUACCAGCGAGGGUAGUUGCGAAAGUGGAAGAGAAAGAUUGGUGA